UGGAAUUAACUGAUUGGUCCGAAUUGUGUAUUUCGCAUUAUAUAUAUAUCUACUUAACGAUGUGCGACAAUAAGGCCGAUUGUGAUGAAAAAGUUGAAGAACCAACCAGAGAAGACGAUUGGCCAAAGUUUUUGUUUUUUAAUUAUAUACAAAUUUUAACAAUUUAUGGAUUGUAUUUAGGUGUUACAAAAGCUUCUUUUUUAACAUCUUUAUUUUGUGGAUUUUUAAUUGGGUUAGGUGUAAUUGGAGUUACAGCUGGGGCUCAUCGACUAUGGGCUCACCGAUCAUACACGGCAACAAAUUCCUUAAAAAUAUUUUUAAUGCUAUGCCAUACGUUGGUGGGACAAGGUUCUAUAUAUGAGUGGGUUAAAUACCAUAGGUUGCACCAUGAACAGUUCUGUACUCAUAAUGAUCCAUAUAAUCCUACCAAAGGGUUUAUUUAUACGCACGUGUACUGUUUUAUUCGAAAACCAACUCCAGAGCAAGAAGAAUUGGCCAAUAAAAUAGAUAUGUCCGAUUUGGAACAGGAUUCUGUUGUAAUGUUUCAAAAAAGGUAUUACUGGAUUCUCUACGCUUUAAUUAUGGUUAUAUUACCACUAUACGUCCCAUUAAAAUUUUGGCAUGAGACGUUUAUUUGCACCGCAUUUAUCGUUGUAUGGAUGAGGCAUGGGUUAAUUUUGCACCUCUCAUGGCUUAUAUACAGUGCAUCAACAGUUUUAGGACUAAAAAAAGGCGAACGGUACCCCUUGGACACAAACGCGAUAUUCUUAAUAAAAAAAAAAUUUUGGUUGCAAUACCACUACCUGGUGCCAUGGGAUUAUCAAACAGGCGAAUUCGGAAACUAUGGUGUAGAUUACGUAUCCAAGUUUAUUAGGGUGUGUGCCGCACUGGAUUAUGCAAGUGAUUUGAGAAUGAUUGACAGUAGUGGUGUUAAAAACGCCCUGGAAGCGUGCUUUAAAACGAAGAAAAAUAUAAAAGAUUGUUUGUUGGAAGAAAAUUUAUCAUCAUCUGUUCCUAAAGAUCAUUAUUUAAGACCAAGUAAAUUUUAUAACGCCUCUUAGAAGUGAUGUUAAAUUAUAGUCUAUAUUAUAUGUGUAUAGCUA
Messenger RNA from Photinus pyralis (common eastern firefly), 1103 nucleotides. Its product is annotated as acyl-CoA Delta(11) desaturase. Gene Ontology annotation, biological process: unsaturated fatty acid biosynthetic process. The transcript is spliced from 5 exons. Gene Ontology annotation, molecular function: iron ion binding; stearoyl-CoA 9-desaturase activity. Gene Ontology annotation, cellular component: endoplasmic reticulum membrane. The record is from RefSeq and is a predicted model, not a curated record. The coding region runs from base 60 to 1061 and encodes 333 amino acids. Lineage: Eukaryota; Metazoa; Arthropoda; Insecta; Coleoptera; Lampyridae.